AUGCAGGUCUACACGGAGCUUGUGGCGCCAUCGGCCGUCACCCAUUCCCUGAGCCUGUCCUUGACGUCGGCCACCUCGAGCAAUCUCGUCGUCGCAAAGGGCUCCCUCCUGCAAAUCUUUGAGACGCGUACCAUUGCCGCCGAGCUCGACCGGCAAAACCAGACCCAGCAAGUACCGCCGGUGCCGGCCGCCGCCGCCGAGCCUGACUUUGACGUCCGCGGCGGCCACGACGACGACGCGCUCGAGGCCUCCUUCUUCGGCGCCGCCGAGGCGCCCCUGCUGCUGCGCGACCGCUCCCAGCACACCAAGCUCGUCCUCGUCGCCGAGUUGCCCGUCGCCGGCACCAUCAUCGGCCUCGCCCGCCUCAAGCUGCCGCACACCUCGUCGGGCGGCGAGGCUCUCCUGCUGGCCUACCGCGGCGCCAAGAUGUGCCUGACCGAGUGGAACCCGCGCCGCGCCGCGCUCGAGACCGUCUCGAUACACUUCUACGAAAAAGACGAGCUGCAGGGAGCGCCUUGGGAGCUGCCCUUUGGCGAGUAUGUCAACUACCUCGAGGCCGACCCCGCUAGCCGCUGUGCGGCCUUCAAGUUUGGCAGCCGCAACUUGGCCAUCCUGCCCUUCCGCCAAGCUGAGGAGGAUCUCGAGAUGGAAGACUGGGAUGAGGCGCUGGACGGGCCCAAGCCGCCCAAGGAAGCGUCUCUCGCGACCAACGGAGAUGCCAACGGAGAUGCCAACGGAACCCAGUCGCAGCAUUCACCCUCCUUUGUACUGCGACUGCCUCUCCUCGACCCAACGCUUCUGCACCCAGUCCACCUCGCGUUCCUCCAUCAAUACCGAGAGCCUACGUUUGGUAUUCUAUCUUCUGCGCAAUCUACCUCCAUCGCUCUAGGGUUCAGGGACCACUUGACGUACAAGGUUUUCACCCUGGACCUGAAACAGCGUGCUUCCACUACCAUUUUAUCAGUCACCGGUUUGCCGCAAGACCUCAGCCGCGUUAUCCCGCUGCCCACCCCUGUGGGCGGUGCUCUUCUCGUUGGCGCAAACGAACUUAUCCACAUUGACCAAUCUGGUAAAGCCAAUGGCGUUGCGGUGAACCCCAUGGCACGACAAAUGACCUCCUUCAGUCUAAACGACCAGUCUGAGCUCAACUAUCGUCUGGAAGGAUGCGCAAUUGAACCCGUUUCCAUGGAAAGUGGCGAGCUCCUCCUCAUUCUCAACGACGCCUCGCUAGCCAUCGUCUCGUUCAAGAUUGACGGACGCACAGUCUCUGGAAUCAGCCUGGUCCCUGUUUCGCAGGAAAAUGGCGGAAACUUGCUCAAGAGCCACGUAUCUUGCAUUUCUCGAAUCGGCAAGUCGUCCAUGUUUAUUGGAAGCGAGUACGGCGACUCUGUUGUACUAGGGUGGUCAAGGAAGCAAAGCCAAGAAAAACGCAAGAAGUCGAGAGUAUUGGAUGCAGAACUGGCCCUCGAUGUAGACGAUAUUGACCUUGAUGACUUUGACGAAGAUGACGAUUUGUACGGCACGGAAUCGACUGCCGCAAAACCAUCCCUAGCCACCAACGGAGUGACAAAAGGCGGCGAGCUGAUCUUUCGCCUACAAGAUUCUUUGCUAUGCCUCGCGCCGAUCCACGACGUUGCCCCGGGUAAAGCAGUGUUCCCACUGGACAGCGAAGAGGUAGUUCUGCGGGAUGGCGUCACAUCAGAACUGCAGCUUGCGUGCGCCGUUGGUCGAGGAAAGGCUGGUGCCAUUGCUAUUUUAAACCGCGAAAUCCAACCCAAGGUCAUCGGAAGAUUUGAGUUUCCGGAGGCUCGGGGGUUCUGGACCAUGUGUGUCAAAAAGCCGUUGCCGAAAGCUCUCGGCUCCAAUGCUGUCGUCAGCAGCGAAUACGACAGCAUGGAGUUAUAUGACCGAUUCAUGAUUGUUGCCAAGGUCGAUUUGGACGGCUACGAAACGUCGGAUGUUUACGCCCUGACAGACGCUGGUUUUGAGAGCUUAAAAGAUACAGAAUUCGAGCCAGCAGCAGGCUUCACAGUCAUGGCGGGCACUAUGGGGAAGCAAAUGAGAAUCAUUCAGGUAUUGAAAUCAGAAGUCCGAUGCUAUGAUGGGGAUCUAGGCCUGAGCCAAAUUCUGCCCAUGAUGGACGAGGAUACAGGGGCAGAGCCAAGAGUGGUCAGCGCAAGCAUUGCUGACCCAUACCUGAUGGUUAUCCGAGACGACAACAGCAUCUUCAUUGCCAAGAUUGAUAGUAAUGAUGAGCUAGACGAAGUUGAGAAGGACAAAGGCCCCCUUGCCUCGAUUAAAUGGCAAACGGGUUGCCUAUACGCCGAUCAUGAUGGACAUUUCCAACCUAAACAGCCCGAUGAGGGAAGUAGCCCGAGAAUCUUGAUGUUCUUGAUGAGCACAACCGGCGCUCUGCACAUAUAUGACUUGGACAACCUCUCAGAACCAGUCUAUGUUGCAGAAGGCCUGACCUCAACGCCCCCUUUUCUAUCUGCAAACUUUACUGGCCGCAAGGCUGCUGCGAAGGAAACACUGACUGAAAUUCUCGUUGCUGAUCUUGGCGACGUGGUCGCCAAGAGCCCAUAUCUCAUUCUUCGCCACGACACUGAUGACCUAACUCUAUAUGAGCCUGUGCGAUACCAUGAACCGAACAGUAGCUCAGCACCGCUCUCAGAUACAUUAUUCUUCAAAAAGUCGACAAACUCUACUAUAGCAAAAAGCGCGCCAGCUUCCGACAAGGAAGAUGAUGAAACACAGCAAAAGCGCUUCGUUCCGCUUCAACUCUGCGCCAAUGUUGGCGGCUAUAGCGCAGUGUUUCUAUCUGGUGACUCGCCUAGCUUUAUUCUCAAAUCGGCAAAGAGCAUACCUCGCAUUGUUGGUCUCCAAGGCCAAGGCGUGCAGGGCAUGAGCACCUUUCACACAGAAGGCUGCGACCGGGGUUUUAUUUAUGCUGAUACCAAAGGUAUUGCCAGAGUCAGUCAGCUGCCCACGGAUACCAACUACGCGGAACUGGGCAUCUCAGUCAAGAAGAUUCCGCUGGAUUGCGACGUGAACAGAGUCUCGUUCCACUCACACACUGCAACGUAUAUCGCUGCUUGCUCAACACGGGAGCCGUUUGAACUGCCCAAAGACGAUGACUAUCACAAAGAAUGGGCUAGAGAGACUGUUAACUUUGCGCCAACUAUGCCGCGAGGUAUUUUGAAGCUCAUUAGCCCUGCAGCGUGGACAGUCAUUCACAGCCUGGAUCUCGAAUCGUGCGAAACGAUUGAAAGCAUGAUGGCACUUCACCUUGAAAUAUCCGAGGAAACCAAAGAGCGACGUAUGGUUGUUGCUGUUGGCAGCGCGAUUUGCAAGGGAGAAGAUUUGCCUACACGUGGCCGCGUCCAGGUUUUUGACAUUGUCACCGUCAUCCCCGAACCGGGGCGGCCAGAGACAAACAAGAGACUGAAGCUCCUGGCCAAGGAAGAGCUGCCGCGUGGUGGCGUCACCUCGCUGUCCGAAAUCGGCACUUCUGGUCUGCUGCUCAUUGCGCAGGGCCAAAAGUGCAUGGUACGAGGUCUGCGCGAAGACGGCGGACUGUUGCCUGUCGCCUUUUUGGAUAUGAACUGCCACAUUCUGGGUGUACGUGAGCUGCGCGGUACUGGCCUGUGCCUCAUGGCCGAUGCCUUUAAGGGCAUGUGGUUUGCGGGCUACACGGAGGAACCGUACACCUUCAAGGUGCUCGGAAAGAGCGGCGGUCAGAUUCCAAUGCUUGUGGCAGACUUUUUGCCGGAUGGUGAGGACCUGAACAUGAUUGGCGUGGAUGCAGAUGGUGACUUGCACGUCUUCGAGUUUAACCCUGAUCACCCCAAGUCGCUUCAAGGCCAUCUUCUCCUGCACCGCACGACCUUCUCCCUGUCACCCAACGAGCCCACCACGACGGUGCUCCUCGAGCGCACCAUCCCCGCGUCGCAGCCUCAGCCGCAGGGCACCACCGGCGCGGAGACGCCACACACGCUGCUGCUGAGCUGCCCGACCGGCCAGCUGGCCGCGCUCACGCCGCUCAGCGAGUCGGCCUACCGCCGGCUGCUGUCACUGGCGAACCAGCUGAUGCCCGCGGUGGUGCCGUACGGCGGCUUGCACCCCAAGGCGCACCGGCUGCCCGAGGGCCGCGGGGCGCAGAGCCACGCGCGCGCCGUCGGCGUGGAGACGGCAGCGUCGGGCCGCAUGAUUGUCGACGGCGCGGUGCUGGCGCGCUGGACGGAGCUCGGCGCGGCCAAGAGGGCCGAGAUGGCUACCAAGAGUGGCUACGACGACUUGAACGAGAUGAGGGACGAGCUGGAGGGCGUGCUGGGGUGGUCGGGCAUGGCGUACUUUUGA
Messenger RNA from Cordyceps militaris CM01, 4359 nucleotides. Its product is annotated as protein CFT1. The record is from RefSeq and is a predicted model, not a curated record. Bases 1 to 4359 code for a protein of 1452 amino acids. Gene Ontology annotation, cellular component: mRNA cleavage and polyadenylation specificity factor complex; nucleus. NCBI's taxonomy places the organism in Eukaryota, Fungi, Ascomycota, Sordariomycetes, Hypocreales, Cordycipitaceae. The transcript has 2 exons. Gene Ontology annotation, molecular function: protein binding; nucleic acid binding.